AUGGAAUUCCCGAAACGAGAAGCUGGAAAGAAAUUGGAGGAUGAGGUGGCGCUAAGAAAGAACGUCAAGCGAGAUGAUAGCACUCUGGCGGGUGCGGGAGGAGGGGGUUCUUUGUUUGCCCACAACGUGGACGAGGAAUUUGGGCAGGAGGACACCGAGGCGGCCCGAAAGCAGGAGCAUAGUGAGGACAACAGCGAGGACGGCGAGCAGCAUACCCAAACACCUGCUUCCAAGAGCCGGAAGGAUGAGAAACUGGAAGCGAAAGCAAGACAGAGGGCUCAGAAGUUGGAGAGGGCGACUGAAGAGAGCACGAAUGAGGACGCAGGCGGCGAGACAGAUGGUGAGGAUGCAGCCUUGGCUGGACAUGAAUACGAGGCCCUGGGAGAUGACGAAGACAACGACGACGACAACUCUGAAGACCUGGAUCAGGAGGGCCUGACGCACAAGAAGAAGAGGCCCGCACGAAAAGGGGUCGGGCGAGGGAAUGAUGCAGCCAUCGAGCGUCGCCGAGAAAAUCUUGGCACCCAACUCGACCGUUUACACUCGGCCAACGUCGGUUCCAUUCAAGCUUUGAGAUUCGACGAAGGCGUAGGAAACCAGGCCGAGCAUGAGGCCCCAAGCGGGGGAGGCCUGUUCGGGCUGCCGGGGGACUACGUCUACAUAUUCGCCAUAAAUGACAACAAAGCGUCCUGGGACGAUCUUGAGACGAAGAUCAGCGCAGGUAUGACGCAAACAGACAAGAUCGAUAUAGGAGUUCAAAGGCUGGACCAGUCCGGUGGUGAAGCAGGCAUCCAGAUGGGCGAACUGUUUCCCGCCUUUGCAGACACAGCACUGGGUGAGCUUGUGAUGAAGCAACUGGAGUUUAAGUGUGCCUUUACAAACGAACUCGAAGGAUAUCGGUUUGAACUGAGCUGCAACAUCAGCCUUCCACCGGGGAACCCGCUGAUCCCGACGAGCGUCUUGUACAUGCUCGGCUUGCGUCAAGACUCAGGUGACACCACUCGAUUCUCAGCCCUGCUGCCCGAGCCACAGAGCUGGACAGAAGAGCUUGGGGUCUCCAGUUUCAUCUUUGAGUCCGAAGAGGUGUCCAUCAACGCAUACGCCCCACCCUGGGGUGCGAUUAGCUACUCGCUGCGCUUGAUCGGCUUCGAUUGUCUCGACCAUGGCCCGACAUUGGAAGGGAUCAGCGGGACAAGAAGCUACAAAACGGCCGGUUUUGAUGUCCGCGGCAGGCUUAAUUUGUGCGGUUGCGACUUCGAUCUGGAGAUCGUUCCGUUGGCCGAGAGGUGGUCACCAUCGGCUCCCCUGGAGCAGGUGGAGGAACACCCCGAGGUCAUUCCUGUGAUACGACUGAGUCUCUCGCAGGUAGAGGAAGAGGCCAACCUUUUCCGCGUGGGACCAUUAAAGAUGAAGGACGUAGUCAUCACAAAGGACUACAACGAUGUCGAGGCCAGCCAAGCAUCUCUGCUUGAGUUUUUGACACAGCCCUUCGCAAAUGGUCUCUCGGUGGACGCUUUCGUUGAAGGUCCGGGGGCAGAGUUCGAUAUCGAAUUGAACGGCGACGUGCGGCUCAUCUCAGAGGAGAUCGUCCUCCAUGUCUGCUUCCUGGACGUUGACCGCGAUGAUUUACUACUCAUCUGCAAAGCUCUCUGCAGCGGCAAUGGAGGCAGAAAGGCAGAAGAAAUGGAAGAGGGAAUCAUAAAGAACGUCCCGACCUGCGCACAUCUUGCCAAGAAACAUUCUGAACUUUCACAACCCCAGUGUACGGCGGCGAUCUGCAAGCUGGAUCUGUUCGCCUACAGCAACAGGCCCUCACAGAUCACAUUACACUGCAACGACAAUCCCAUCGCCAUGGCCGUGUCCACCCGCCCAAACGAAUGA
Messenger RNA from Acaromyces ingoldii, 1881 nucleotides. RefSeq lists its product as hypothetical. The record is from RefSeq and is a predicted model, not a curated record. The transcript has 4 exons. Bases 1 to 1881 code for a protein of 626 amino acids. Lineage: Eukaryota; Fungi; Basidiomycota; Exobasidiomycetes; Exobasidiales; Cryptobasidiaceae.